AUGAGCAGUAACAUUGACAACAUCAGCGAGACCAUCAUAAAUCUAACGGGACAGCGGCCACUAUUCAACUUCACGCGCUCAGGACUUAUCACCCUCAAGAUUACCGACCUGACAAUGCCCCAGGCCAACGCUACAGCCCGUCGGACUCAACUCCCCACCAGCAGUGCCCACGGAAACCUGACGACUGAACAACGGCUGGCAAUGUAUGCCAUGCUUCUCGAGAGCACUGUCAGCGGCAAGCUUUCGUGUGGAGCUCUGAAGCCUGCGGUUGGGCGACCGCACUACGAUCACACGAAGAAAAGGCUCUUCGACGGCAAAAUUGGCAUUUGGCCGUUCGUCGAAAUCGCUCCAGCCCAGCGAUCAAGCAAGAACCGCCCCAAGUGA
This is a messenger RNA of Aphanomyces astaci, 384 nucleotides long. RefSeq lists its product as hypothetical. The record is from RefSeq and is a predicted model, not a curated record. The transcript has 2 exons. The coding region runs from base 1 to 384 and encodes 127 amino acids. Lineage: Eukaryota; Oomycota; Saprolegniomycetes; Saprolegniales; Verrucalvaceae.